This is a messenger RNA of Cladocopium goreaui, 669 nucleotides long. The record is from the annotation of a GenBank genome assembly. Lineage: Eukaryota; Dinophyceae; Suessiales; Symbiodiniaceae.
AUGCAUUCCUUGCAUCACCGGGCGCCGGCGUGCCGGACCGGCGCCCUGGUGCUGUGCUUAGCCGGUUUGUUGACGCUGAAAGAAGGCACGUCCAGGACUUGGGUGCCACUGGUGGCUCGCAGAGCUAGCGAGUGGGGUCGCGCAGCUACGGAAGAAGAGUUGACACAGCAAGUUCCAACACUCUACGUCUACGACCACUGCCCUUUCUGUGUGCGUGCCAGGAUGAUCUUUGGGCUGAAGAGGAUGCCCUUCAAGCUGGACUUUUUGAUGAAUGAUGAUGUGGUCACACCCACGAAGAUGACGGGGAAGAAGGUUCUACCCAUUCUUAAAAUGGACGGUGAGGCCAUGGGUGAGAGCUUGGAUAUCGUUGCCAAGAUUGAUGCCAUCGGCAAGCCCAUCUUGGCCAAAGCGGCGGAUCGGAAGGACAUUGACCAGUGGUUGAAGGACAACAAGGACUUGAUGAGGAAGCUCACAAGACCUCGAGACGCGUCCGCCUUGUAUCCCGAGUUUGCCACCCGGGCGGCCCGAGCCACUUGGGUGAUGAACCACCCGCUCUCAGGUAGUUCCUUUGAGGAGGCUCUUGAGUCCUCUGAGGACCCGUGUUACGAGCUUUCCUGGCUGAGACCACCAGGGUGGGAUGCGAUUGGAUGCGAUUGGAUGCGAUGGUAA